Protobothrops mucrosquamatus (brown spotted pit viper) is the source of this 1866-nucleotide messenger RNA. It is a transcript of the gene DTX1, whose product is annotated as deltex E3 ubiquitin ligase 1. Gene Ontology annotation, molecular function: ubiquitin protein ligase activity; zinc ion binding. Gene Ontology annotation, cellular component: nucleoplasm. The record is from RefSeq and is a predicted model, not a curated record. The coding region runs from base 1 to 1866 and encodes 621 amino acids. The transcript has 9 exons. Lineage: Eukaryota; Metazoa; Chordata; Lepidosauria; Squamata; Viperidae. Gene Ontology annotation, biological process: Notch signaling pathway; protein ubiquitination.
AUGGCACGGCCUGCUCCAGGAGCGCUGCUCUUUGCCAACGGGUUGGGCUUCCCUCCCAGUAACGUGGCCCGGGUCGUGGUAUGGGAAUGGCUGAACGAGUACAGCCGGUGGAGGCCCUACACGGCGGCUGUCUGUCACCACGUUGAGAACGUCCUGAAAGAAGAUGCUCGGGGCAGUGUGGUGCUUGGGCAGGUGGAUGCCCAGCUGUCUCCGUACGUUAUAGAUUUACAGUCCAUGCAUCAAUUCCGGCAGGAUACAGGGACAAUGCGCCCCGUGCGGAGAAAUUUUUACGAUCCUUCUUCUGCUCCUGGCAAAGGGGUGGUGUGGGAGUGGGAGAACGACAACAACUCCUGGACCCCUUACGACAUGGACAUCUGCAUCACCAUCCAGAACGCCUACGAGAAGCAGCAUCCGUGGCUCGACCUGUCCACCUUGGGCUUCUGCUACCUGAUCUACUUCAACAGCAUGUCGCAGGUGAACCGUCAGACCCAGAGAAAACGCCGCCUCCGCCGGCGCAUGGACUUAGCUUACCCGCUCAUCAUGGGCUCCAUCCCUAAGUCUCAGUCCUGGCCGGUAGGGACGAAUUCCGGACACCCGUGUUCCUGCCAGCAGUGCCUGCUGGUCAACAGCACGCGGGCAGCGUCCAAUGCCAUCUUGGCCUCCCAACGCCGGAAGGUCUACUCGGGCAACAGCAACGGGACGCUGGCUGUCCGGCAGAGCAAUACUUUCAACGGGACGGCCUUGUGGCCUCUGGGAGCCGUGCAAGCAGGAGGGAUGGCCAAAAUGGAGCCGUCCCGUUCUGCCAAUGGGAUGCAAGCUACCACCACCUUCUCCCGAAGCCAGAGCGCGCCCAACAAUACGCAAGUGCCCGGUCAAAAUAACCUGAACCGCCCUGGGACGCAGCGUGCAGCCAUCCUAAGCAGCAGAGCAUCCAUUCCUCCGGGGGUUCCUGCUCUCCCAGUGAAGAAUCUGAAUGGAACUGGUCCAGUCCACCCUGCCUUGGCAGGAAUGACCGGCAUCUUGAUGUGUGCAGCAGGUUUGCCCGUCUGUCUGACGCGAGCUCCGAAACCCAUCUUGCACCCCCCGCCUGUCAACAAGAGCGACAUGAAGGCAGUGCCGGGCAUUACUGGCAUUUGCCGUAAAACCAAGAAGAAACAUUUGAAGAAGAGCAGAAACCCCGAGAAUGUGGUGCGACGUUAUAUCCAGAAAGUAAAGAACCCCCCUGAUGAGGACUGUACCAUCUGCAUGGAGAGAUUGGUGUCCUCCUCGGGUUACGAGGGCAUCCUCCGGCACAAGGGUGCCAAGCCGGAACUGGUAGGAAAGCUGGGGAAAUGCGGGCACAUGUACCACCUCCUUUGUCUCGUUGCCAUGUACAACAACGGCAAUAAGGAUGGCAGUCUCCAGUGCCCCACUUGCAAGGCUAUCUACGGGGAGAAGACGGGGACUCAGCCGCCUGGAAAAAUGGAGUUCCACGUCAUCCCCCACUCUCUUCCUGGCUAUCCGAAUUGCAAAACGAUCCGCAUUCUGUACAACAUUCCUGCGGGGAUCCAGGGCAUAGAGCAUCCAAACCCUGGGAAAAAGUUCACCGCACGAGGAUUUCCACGUCAUUGUUACCUUCCGGACAACGAGAAAGGCAGAAAGAUUUUGAAACUCCUCAUUGUGGCCUGGGAACGCCGACUCAUCUUCACCAUCGGGACCUCGAACACGACGGGAGAAUCGGACACUGUGGUAUGGAACGAGAUUCACCACAAGACCGAAUUUGGCUCCAACCUCACUGGGCACGGCUAUCCUGACCCGAACUACCUGGACAAUGUCCUGGCUGAACUGACGGCCCAGGGGGUCUUGGAAGCCAACCUGAAGGACUGA